Molecule: messenger RNA, 3205 nt
Organism: Cheilinus undulatus (humphead wrasse)
Lineage: Eukaryota; Metazoa; Chordata; Actinopteri; Labriformes; Labridae
Gene: lnx2a
Product: ligand of numb-protein X 2a
Exons: 11
Coding region: 294-2561 (755 amino acids)
Molecular function (GO): ubiquitin-protein transferase activity; protein binding; metal ion binding
Source: RefSeq, a predicted model, not a curated record
CAAAGGCACGGGGGCGUUUUCGUGCGGGUUUGCGGACUGGGCCGUUGCGGUGAAUGCGUGAUUGAGGUCCCGCAGCUGAUAAUCGUUCCCCCUUUUCGGGGCCGGAGUGCACGGCGGCGCCGGAGGAGCAGCCGGAGCAGGGUGAUGUGCCAUCAGCCACUGGGGGGCAUCUGUCCUCUCUGCAACUUGUUCAUCUUCUGAAGCUUAUGGGAUAGGAGUUUGUGCCCCUUCCCAACACUGCUGCCCCACUGGAGUCAUUUGUGCCAAAGCUGAGCUGUGAGGAAGGAGCAGAGAUGGGUAGCCCAGGCUGCGAGGUGGCUCUAUCCGGGUCGGUAGAGCCAGCACUGGAGGCUCUGUGUCCCGAGUGUGGCCAGAUCCACCGCAGCUGGGAGAACCACCUCUACAACUACCGCCUGGAGGUGGACGACGACCUGGUGUGCCACAUCUGCCUGCAGCCGUUGGUGCAGCCGCUCGACACGCCAUGCGGACACACCUUCUGCGCUCGCUGCCUGCGUAGCUUCCUCCAGGAGAGGGACUUCUGCCCGCUGGACAGGACGCGGCUACAGCUCCAGGCGUGUCGCAGGUCCAGCAUCCUGGUUCACAAGCUCCUGGACAAGCUGUCUGUAUCAUGCCCUUUGACCCCGAUCUGCACCCUCAGCAUGCAGCGCUGUGACCUGGAGGCUCACCUCAAACACAGGUGUCCUGGGACGCGAUGUCAGCAGACCAGUGUUGAUGGCCCGCGAUGUGAGAGUGGUGACGAGCGAGCGACGGGGACCAGCCCUCCCAGGUCACCCCGCUCUCCACAGACAGACCUAAGGGACCGCACACCCUCCCCGCCCUCCGGACCUAACACCACCAAUGGCAAUGGGCCCAUGUGGACAGAAGCUGGUCUCGAUAACCCCGCCUUUGAGGAGAGCACAGAGGAAGACAGUGUGGUAGGGUUGGAGUGCGUGGUCCCCAGGGUGAAGCGGCCCCUCAGUAAUCCCUGCAUCCACCUCCUCCGCUCUGUAAGCUCCACCUCCUCAGGAUGGGACUGCCCUGAGUCUCCUCCUCUCUCUGCUGAAGAGGGCUGUGUGAAGCUGCCCUCGCUUCCUGAAGGAGAGAUAACUGCCAUAGAGGUCCACCGGGCGAAUCCGUAUGUCGAGCUAGGCAUCAGCGUGGUUGGGGGAAACGAGACGCCUCUCAUCAACAUCGUGAUUCAGGAAGUGUACAGAGACGGCGUCAUUGCACGAGACGGGAGGCUGCUGGCCGGAGACCAGAUUCUACAGGUGAACAAUGUGGACAUCAGUAACGUCCCCCACAGUUUUGCUCGCUCCACACUCGCACGCCCCUGCACCACUUUACAGCUGACUGUGCUUCGAGAGCGUCGCUGUGCAUCUCGAGCACCCCCCUCUUCCUCCUCUUCUUCCUCCACCCCAGCAGUGCCCCAUGCCCCUUGCUCCACCCCAGAAGGUACCCCAUCCAGCCCAGCCACACUGAGAAUCACCCUGCACAAGCGGGACUCCACAGAGCAGCUCGGCAUCAAGCUGGUGCGCCGAACAGACGAGUCGGGAGUGUUCGUGUUGGAUCUGUUGGAGGGCGGCCUGGCAGCGAAGGACGGAAGACUGCGGAGCAAUGACCGAGUUUUGGCGGUCAAUGAGCAGGACUUACGCCACGGCACCCCUGAGCAGGCUGCACAGAUCAUACAGGCCAGCGGGGAGCGAGUCCACCUGCUGAUUGGCCGACCCAGCAAACCGACACCUCCUCCACCGCCAAAAUCAAGCUCCACCAGAGACCUUUACUGCCUUGAUCACUUCCUGCCUAAUCACAGCUCCACCCCGAGUCCUGUGCCCAUACACCUCUCCCGGACCAGCACCCACAGAGACCUUUCCCAGUGUGUGACCUGUAAGGAGAAACACAUCACUGUGAAGAAGGAGCCGCAUGAGUCUCUGGGUAUGACUGUGGCAGGAGGGCGGGGCAGCAAGAGCGGGGAGCUGCCAAUCUUUGUGACCAGUGUCCAACCACACGGCUGCUUGUCCAGAGACGGACGAAUCAAACGAGGUGACGUCCUGCUGAGCAUCAAUGGGCAGGACCUGACCUACCUGAGCCACAGUGAGGCUGUGGGAACCCUGAAGGCCAGUGCUGCCUCGCCCUCGGUCCAGCUGCGUGUGUUGGAGGUCAGCAUGGUUGAGGAGCACGACCACGAUGAGCUGCUGCCUCACACUCACGACAGUGACUUUGAUGCUAACUGGUCCCCAUCAUGGGUCAUGUGGCUGGGCUUACCCAGCUACUUGCACAGUAGUCAUGAGAUUGUUCUGCGUAGGAGCCACCCGGGCAGCUGGGGCUUCAGCAUCGUCGGGGGAUACGAGGAGAGCCACGGCAACCAGGCGUUCUUCAUCAAGACCAUCGUCCUCGGCACGCCUGCGUACUACGACGGCCGCCUCAAAUGUGGUGAUAUGAUUGUGGCAGUAAAUGGCCUGUCAACUGCCGGAAUGAGCCACUCGGCACUGGUCCCUAUGCUGAAGGAGCAGCGCAGCCGGGUGGCGCUUACUGUGGUCUCCUGGCCAGGCAGCCUGGUAUAACUGGGCCAGAGCCUAACCACACCCAGUCCACACAGAAUGUUCUAUAUUGGGAAUGACCUUGGCCAAAGUGGACUUGUACACUCCACUGUACAUCGCUCCAUACCGGGCUUAAUCUAGGACCAAAAGCAUCCAGAACUGUAGUAGACCCAGCAGGACCGAGCCUGUCCUGACCGGGUGGGACCUGAUCCAGAUCGUGCCACGUCACUCGACAGACUGCACUCACACUCACUGCUGAGUUCAUAUGGUCAUGUUGUCUUCACUCCAGCAGGGACGAAUGGUACUGCAACUGUUAACAGGCUGUGAUCUGUGCUGUAAUCACCUCACCAGGCAGUUCUAGACUCCAGGGCUGUAUUCAGGUGGAUGCAUCGUUGCAGGUAGACGUCAAGUUAAGAAUAAAAUAGUAGCCUGUGAUCCUUUGUCAUCUAGGAUAAUGAUAUGUAAUCACUCAAAUCAAGAUUUCUGCAACACCAGCGCUGUAUCCAGUUGAAUGAGCCUCAGGCCUUAUUAGAAAACCUGCCGCACCCUGGGGGCUCACCCGCUCUUAGGCCUCAUCACCAUGAAAACCAGCUGUCCUAUCAGCUGGAGUUUUAUACAUGUGUGUGAAUGUGUGUUCUGUUUGUUUAAUAAACAUUUCCUUCAAAGGA